This is a messenger RNA of Podarcis lilfordi (Lilford's wall lizard), 23977 nucleotides long. The record is from the annotation of a GenBank genome assembly. Lineage: Eukaryota; Metazoa; Chordata; Lepidosauria; Squamata; Lacertidae.
AUGAAGUCCGCCGCGGUGCUCUUGGCUGGGCUGCUGGCUCUGACUGCCUAUUAUGUCUACUUGCCGUUGCCCAACACCGUCUCGGAGCCGUGGCGGCUGAUGCUGCUGGAUGCUUCGUUCAGGGUGGCUCAGCAAUCGGUAAGGCGGGGGACCCCCCCGGCACCUCCUUUCUUCCCAAGCUAAACCCCUCUGUACCCCCUCCAUCUCUCUCUCCCACCGCCACCACCUUGGGUUAGGAAGAUAACGGCAAGCGCCGCGCGGAGCGCAUUGGCGAUCGUCCCCGUCGGAUCUCCGCGAUCGCUUGAAGCAAAAAUAACCGCUUCAGGGUCUAGAUAGGCGGGGAUCUUCUGCCUCUUUUGGGGGGUGGCUUUGAAAGCAUCUCUCAAGCGGAUGUCGGCGGCGAUGCUCAGCUCGCGCCGCGGUGCUGCAGUGAGAGCCGCGGGGCGCGCACCUAGGCGUGUGUUUGCUGUGCGUAAUGGAGAAAUCGGCGCUUUCCUUCCGUUUCUUUCCUCCUUCGCCGGCGACGUUUCAGCGUAUCUCUUUUCUAAAAAUGGGGGUGGUGGGCGCUUCCUCCUCCCACCCACCCCCUUUUGCACAAGGUUAGCGAAAAGGGAACCGCGGGGGACGGCCAGCCUUUAAAAUACAGCAAAGCAGCCGUUUCAGCGCCGGGCAAACUGGGCUCUCUCGCCUGACGCAGCAGAUCGCGCUUGGUUCGUUCCGCUUUUCCAGCCUCCUCUCUCGCGGUCCCACCCCAGGCGCCCUUUUACGAUCCACUGCGGCUCAUGCCUCGUGGGAAGGGCAUUGGAGGCGCUGCUCUGAACUGUUAAUAUUAUUUAUUACAUUUGUAGACCGCCCUUGCUCCGAAGAUCACAGGGCGGUGAACAGCGUGAAAAUACAAAACGUGAACGCAAAAUACAUAACGAAACAAACAAAAUAAAAGCAUUAACCCGCCCCAGUCUUCUUUCAUGUAAUCCAGGACAGAACUUGUGGCCCUCGGGAUAGGAAGGCCUUGAGAGCUUCUAAAGGUCCUGGGUUCAAUCCCAGGCAGCUUCUGGUAGGGCUGGGACAUACUCCCUUGUCUGAAACCCUGGAGAGCAGCUGCCAGUCAGUGUAGACAAUAUGUGCUUUAUUUUUCUUACUUUUUAAAAUAUCCAUUCUUUCCUUCAAGGGGCUUUAGGUGGUGUAGUUGUUCUCCCCCUCUCCAUCUUAUCCUCAACAACAACAACAACCCUGUGAGGUAGGUUAGGCUGAGAGUUGACGCCUGGCUCAAAGUCACCCAGGGAGCUUCACAGUCAAGUGGGAAUUUGAAUCUUAAGAACAUCUGGGGUGGGCAAAGGGGCUCCCACCCCUGCUGUAGUUCCUCUACGAUGGGCAUGUUUAGAAAUGACCUCCUGAUUGUUAGGAAUGGGAGACCCUUUCUGACAUGCAUGUGCAUUUUCUAAAGGGGAUUUAAGGUGUCUUGCCUUGUUCAGCUGCAAAAAAAAUUUCUUCGUUGUAUUCCUGAGUUGCCCCAUAGCCAGGUGUCUCUGUGCAAUAAAAAGCAUGUAUUAAAAACAUUUUAAAAACCCAAUGCCCAAAUUGCAAAGAGCUCAAAACACCUAACUGGCACUAUCAUAUCGCCCAGCCUUCUCCAAUCUGAUGUCCUUCAGGUUUUUAAGCUGCAAUUCCUAUCAGUCCCAGGCAGCAUGUUCUUUAAAAAUGUAAAAAGCUUGAGAUAAGGAAGAGGCGUUUGUCUGAUGCUGGAAAAUACAUUUACACAAGUGCUAUGCAAGCCUCUUUGGGGUGAGUAGUCUACAAUUGCAGGGGUAACAGGACAGUGCCAGAAAUGCCCCCUGUCUUGUGUCUACCCUCCAUACUUCAGCUUCAGGGUGUACGCAGAGCAGGGCCGUCUUACCAUAGGCGCUAGGGGUGCUGGGCGCCGGGCUGUAAGGGGCGCCAGGCCAAGAGUCCAGGGCCCGAGAGUUGAGUCCAGGGAAGAGCCCACCAGUCAGUCGGAUCACCACGGCAGGCUCUUCUGCUGCGGGUGUCUCUGUACCACAAGUUCAGGGGCAACCAAGCCAGAGAGGCACUGAGGCGGCUGGCCAGCUCUGCCCUCCUGCGCACCUGUGACUGGGCAACCGGGGGGGGGGCGCCGGGCAGAUCUUUGCACCCCAACGCUGCAUAUGCUUAAGACAGCCCUGAAACAGAGUAUACACCUAGGGCAGCGUCUGUAAAGGUAAAGGGACCCCUGACCAUUAGGUCCAGUCGUGACCGACUCUGGGGUUGCGGCGCUCAUCUCGCUUUAUUGGCCGAGGGAGCCGGCGUACAGCUUCCGGGUCAUGUGGCCAGCAUGACUAAGCCACUUCUGGCGAACCAGAGCAGCGCACGGAAACGCCGUUUACCUUCCCACCGGAGCGGUACCUAUUUAUCUACUUGCACUUUGACGUGCUUUCGAACUGCUAGGUUGGCAGGAGCAGGGACCGAGCAACGGGAGCUCACCCCGUCGUGGGGAUUCGAACCAGUGACCUUCUGAUCGGCAAGCCCUAAGCUCUGUGGUUUAACCCACAGCGCCACCAGCAUCCCUAGGGCAGCGUCUGUAGAUCUUCCUUAUCACCUGGUUUCCCUAUCUGAAGCAUCUUUUCCUUCCAGACAUACUCUAGUAAACUAUGUUGGUUUGAGAGGCCUUCCUUCCAAAUGGCAUUGCCAUUUAUUUGUUUAUUUGAAAUAUUUCCCUGCACUGCUGCCUAGCCCAAGCUCCCAGGUGACCCACAAACCCAGAAAUCCAAGACAAAGCAAUGAAACCCUUUGACAGAUAACAAACACAUUUUGCAUCUCGUCUGGUCUGCUUGAAAAAAGGAUGUCAGUUGGUGGUGUUCACGUUUAAAAUAUGUGCCCUUUGUAGUUUUUAAGCUGUGCUCCAGGGAAUGCUGGGGGUGGGGUCUGGAAGCUGAUCAGAGAUCCCUUGGUGCAAAGAUGAGCAAUGGCUUAAGAGCUCUGCAACAGACUGCUUUCUCCGCCAGAACUAGACUUCCUGCUCAUACAACAGGAAGGGGGAACCUGUGGCCUCACCACUCAAGGCCAACAGCUGUUCUGGCAAGGACUGAUGGGAAUUGGAGUCUCACAACAUGUAGAGGGCCACAAGUGCCCAAGAAUAGCAUGGUUGUGUGUGUUUUAAAAGAUCACACACUCUGUUUAUGUGAUGCAUUGUCUUAUAUGAAAUGAAUGUAUUUUCUAGCAAACUUUCCCCAUGGCACAAUCAGGCCAAGACUUAACUUCAGUGUUCCGCUUAGCAAUAGGGCACACACACACACACACACACACACACACACCAGCCCUACAAUGCAGCCUUGCCAUAUUCAUCUUAUUUAUUUAAUGGAAUUUGUAGAUUGCUUAAUUGUAAAAACCUCUAAGUGGUUUACAUGAAAUUAUUGAUAAAAGCCCAAAGUUAAAACAAGCUGGACCAAAACAAAACACAAAACCAAAAUAAAACCAGCAGUUAAUAAAAUAAGAUUUUAAAACACAUGUCAACUUUACAUAUCUGGGGAGAGACUUGGCUAAAAAAAAAGGUCUUUUGCAGGUGCUGAAAAUAGUACAGCAAAGGAACUUGUUUAAUAUCAAAGGAGCUGCCACACUGAUGGAUCAGUCUCUUGGAACUGCAGAAUAAACAUUUUGUGGCGCUUGUAAAAGUGCCAGUUCUGCAAAGUGAAGUGGUCAAUUAGGCAUAUAUGAGGUAAGUUGAUCCUUUUAAGUAAACUGGCUUCAAGUACUUAGCAAUAUGCAUUACCAUUGAAACAAGACCUGUAGCCAUAAGACUAUAAAGCGCAUAGCCUAACAUCACAGAACAGCACCACUGGGCUUCCAGAAUCCUCUGCUAGACAGAGAGGUUGCUCACCAGAUGUACUGAUGCAAAGACAGUUUCAUGAAAAAAAUAAAAAUUUGUAAACCAUUGAAAUAACCAAUGUUGAAGGGUGCAUUCGACACCUUUCCUUACCCCGUCCCACCCUUAAACAUGGUUGCAGGCGUAGAACUGGUUUGUAAACCUGAAAGGCAGAAUUGUUUCCUGCUUGCAUUCCUUUGGUGAGGGCAAACAGGUGACCCAGGCUGCUUGACUAGCCUUCUCAAUGGCUUAAACUAAUAGAAGAAAGCCAUUCAUAUGGCAUGAAUAAAUGCAGGCUGCGCAGAGCGUGGCUGCACCAUGUACAAUUAUUCCCUCCAUUUCUGAAGUUCUGGGGUGAGUGUGGAUCAUGAUAUAGCCAAAUUGGCAACACCCAUGCCCAAGGAGGAGAUAUCUUCAGGCUGGGGAGGGGACUGCCAAGGGAGGAAGCGAGGAAUAUAAAUUUAAAUGAAUAAAUAAAUACGAAUUGGGGAGGGGGGAACCCGAGAGACUUUCCAGCGAGGACUGGCAUGCUCAGUCGACAUGGAAAACGGUUGGGAGCAGUGUUAGAAACUGAGAUGUGAAAGCUAGGAGCUAAAUGGCACCUUAAACCUAGGUUAUGGGCACAGCAAUGGAAUGUCUAGGCACAGAGGGGGAGCGGGUGGCUCUGUGGGCUAAACCUCUUGGCUUGCCAAUCCGAAGGUUGGCGGUUCGAAUCUCCAUGACGGAGUGAGCUCCCGUUGCUCUGUCCCAGCUUCUGCCAACCUAGCAGUCCGAAAGCACACCAGUGCAAGUAGAUACAUAGGUACCACUGCGGCAGGAAGGUAAAUGGCGUUUCUGUGCCCUCUGGCUUCCAUCACGGUGCUCUGUUGUGCCAGAAGCAGUUUAGUCAUGCUGGCCACAUGACCCAGAAAGCUGUCUGUGGACAAAUGCCGGCUCCCUCAGCUGGAAAAGCGAGAUGAGCGCUGCACUCCAUAGUUGCCUUUGACUGGACUUAACCAUCCAGGGGUCCUUUACCUAGGUGCAAUUUUUUAAUAACAAGGAUACAAAGCUGAAAAUGAAUGAGCUGCAGCUAAAAUAUUACGUUCGUUUUUCACCUGGUCUAGUCCUUCCCCUGCCCACCCCCCUAAUAUUCUUAAGAGGGUCUCUUCUCCAGUCUUCAAGAGAGUAGCUGGAGGUGGGGAGGCAGAAAAAGGCCCUCCUUUCCUUCUACUCUGCAGCUUUAAUGUGAGAUCUUAGGCACAGCACUGCGCCCAGAGCUCAGAAUCUGCUCAUGCUAAUGAAAUCCCCUGUUGCAAAAUGCGCCUAGAACAAUGAGGGUUUUGAACACUGGUUGGGAGAAAGAAAGGACAAUGGAAAGGGGGGAAUGAAAUGGGGUGUCAUGAAAAAGUGUGAGUCUGGUUGGCUGAAUAGAAUCACUCCCAAAUGCAGUAUUUUGUUAUAGGCGUUGCUUCCAUGCAUCAAUAGCCAUUAAUAGAGUUAUCCUCCCGUGAAUUUCUCUAGUCCUCUUAUUAGCUACUAUAAUUAUGCUUUGUUUAUCAGGUAUGUACACUGUCAUUUGCUUACUCUUCUGCGGUAAGAAAGAACUAGGGCAGGGGUGGAGAAAGUGUGGCCUUCCAGAUGUUGCCGAACUAUAGUCCCCCUAAGCCCACCAAGCCUGGUCAGUCACCAGGGAUGAUGGGAGUUCUAGUUCAGUAAGAUCUGGAGGGCCAAAGGUUCCCCACACCUGGACCUAGGGGAAGGGCCAUAGCUCAGCAGUAGAGGGAAUGCUUUGCAUACAAAAGAUCCCUGGUUCAGUCCACGGUCUCUCCAAGUAGGACUGGAGAGACUUCUGUUGGAAACUCUUAGAGAGCUGCUGCCAGUCAGUGCAGGAUAUACUGAGCUGCAUGGGCAAAUGCUCUGACUUGGUGGAGGUGCAUGCAUGCAUACGCACCCUCCCGUGAACCAUGCUUUUGUUGCACUACAAAUGACUUAGGUCUGGCCUAUAAAUAUCACAGAAUGAGGUAGAAUGGACUGCUCCACUUUGGCCUGCAGGUGCAGGAGUCACAUUUUAGAAUGGACUCCUGUGUUGAAAACCAGCACAACAGGGCUGCAGCCUUUCUCAGCCUUGGGUCCCAGAUGUUUUUGGCCUGCAACUCCCAUCAUCCCUAGCUAGCAAGGCCAGAGCUCAGGGAUGAUGGGAGUUGUAGUCCAACAACAUUUGGGGACCCAAGGUUGAGAAACACUUAGGUUUUUUUUCUUAGGCUUUGCUUAUUUUUUUUCCUUCCUUCCUUCCUUUCUUUCUUUUCUAUACUACCCUUCAUCCAAAGAUCACAGUGGCUUUCAAUAUGAAAGCACCAAAAAUACAUAUCAUAAUUCUGUGUUUCUCAAACCAGUGUCUCCAGCUUUUGUUGGACUACAGCUCCCAUCAUCUCUAGCUACCAGGACCAGUGGUUGGGCAUGAUGGGAGUUGUAGUCCCUCACUGAAUUAGACCAAGGGUGCACUGAAUCAGCAUUGUGACUUCAACUUCGGCUGAUGAGAGUCGUCCCCCCCACCCCAUGCAGGAAGCUCAGAAUCAGGGCAUGAUUCUGACCUAUCCUGGGUCAGAAUUUAUUGACCUAUCCUGACCUCAUCUGGCUCGCCUCUUUGGUCCUAGAAUUAAACGGAUCACAGCAUGCAAAUUCUUAGCUGCGUUGCCUUCCUAGGUUUCUGACAGCACAAGGCAAUUGACUGAGACCAACCAGCAAGAGAAGUCUGGCUGAGGACCCCCAAAGUCCUUUUCGCUGCAUCCAUGCUGUUAUCGAAAACUGGAAUAGCGACUUUGCAAGGGCACCUGAAAUUUGUUCUGUACCUGCAACUUAAUUCCUUCCUGGGACACCUUCAGCCUGAUGAGAUCUACAACAAUAAGCUGCGUCGUCUUUGUUUAGGGAGGUAGCAGCCGUAAUCUGCUUUGUUCUGGGAUAAGCUGGUGCGGCAGGGGCUUGGGAGCACGUGGAUCACCUUGCUUUUGGCUCAGGCGAAUUAUGUCUAGCAUUUGCUAUAAUGGAGCAUGAUGGAAGAGGGGUUAAGUCCAUUAGGAGAACAUCUGGGGAUUGGUGGUAAGAGCGCAAGCCUUGCAUGCAAAAGGUUCCAGAUUCAACCUUUGCCAUUUCCAAGUAGGGCUGGAGAGAAGCUCUGUCUGAAACCCUGGAGAGUCGCUCCCAGUUGAUGUAACUGCCUCACUGAGGGAUCGGGAUCCAGAUACUGUGCUCACGUAUUGCUUGCUGUUAUUUCCUUUGCUUUCCUCCCUCUGAAGGCUGUUCUACCCAUUAGAUUGCGGGUGGGUGGCAAACCUGUCUCAGCCUGAGGGCUGCACUUCCUUCCAGGGCAGUGUGCCACUGGUGAGCAAGGACAGAGGCAGGUUAUUUUGGACAAUAUAUUGAUAUUAUCGCCCAGCCCUAUCUUGAAUAUCUCAUUUGGAAGGUUUCCAAACCUCCUCCCCCGAACACCCCAAGAUAAGACUUUGCAAUUAUCACCACUUUUGUUGUUAAAACAGCAAACCCUUAGAUUACUGGGUGAAAGGGCAGUUUUAUCAUAUGAUAUAUUUCUUGCUUUCGGGUGAAUAUAAAAAAAACACACACAACCUUUUGCAUAAUUUGUAUGGCUAGACAGUCAGCAGAGCUGGGUAAUCUCUGCCCUCAGUCGAACCCCAAAGGGAGAAAGUAUUGGGACAAAGGGGAGCAGGCUGCAAGCACAUUCAGAAAUAGGUGAAAGUUCAGUGGCUGCAUUUAAAGAAAUAUAAAACCAUCUGGCACUGUCCAAAGGCAACAGGGAAAGGAGUCGAGCUCUGUAGAACUACUGUUUCAGUUAUUAGCAGGCUUUGCCAUAUGGAAGAGCAACAUAAAGAACAGGUUUGAAGUCCAUAUUGUGAUAUAUGUUUCAUAGUUUUUGACCUGGCAAUAUAUCACAAAUCAUGAUGUGUGUUACGGCUGGGUGAUAUAUCACCCUAAACCGGUUUCAGGUCCAUAUCAUAUUGGUUUCAAAAAAAAUUGACCAUUCAAUGUAUUGUGAAUCUUCCUGUGUGUACUAGGCAAAAAACACAAUGUGGGGGAAACCGUGAAGCCAGCCAGUGUCUCUAUAUAGCUCCAUCCUUAUUUCAGACAUUGUGAUAUAUCAGUAUACUGUGAUGUUUAGCUGGUGAUAUAUAACAAUGUUGAAAACCAGAUACAGUGGUGCCUCGCAAGACGAAUGCCUCGCAAGACAAAAAACUCGCUAGACGAAAGGGUUUUUUGAGCUGCUUCGCAAGACAAUUUUCCCUAUGGGCUUGCUUCGCAAGACGGAAACGUCUUGCAAGUUUGUUUCCUUUUUCUUAACACCGUUAAUACAGUUGCGACUUGACUUCGAGGAGCAACUCAUAGAACGCGGUGUGGUAGCCUUUUCUGAGGUUUUUAAAGACUUUGGUGAUUUUUGAAGCUUUUCCAAAGCUUUCCCGACACCGUGCUUCGCAGGACGAAAAAAAUCGCAAGGCGACAAAACUCGCGGAACGAAUUAAUUUCGUCUUGCGAGGCACCACUGUAUCACCCAGCCCUAAGUAUAGGUUGUUUGGAUUGUACAAAGUGACAAGUGCCAUUUUUCUAUUUGAAAUAUAUAAACAAAACUCCUCAUGCAUAAGCUCCUUAAGGUUUGCACUUAUGGGACAUGAUCCAUCAGGAAAUUCUCUUGUGCUGGGAAAGUUGUCAGGAGAGUGAGCCCUUGGCAUGGUGCAGACAUCACAAAAAGCAAAAAGAAAGCUCCACAGGACUGUGAGCAUGCAGGCUCCCAGAGAGGAGCUCGCAGCUGCUUUCGCUCCUUCCUGAUCCUUCUCAGUGCCGUGCAAAGCUAAACCAUGGUUUUGCAUAGUGCAGAGGUGGGCAGCUUGUGGUCCUCAGGCUAAUAACAUGUGGGUAGAAAGUAGGGAAAGAAGUGGCAGAAAUAAAUGUAAAAGAAGUGCCCUGCCAACAUUUGGCUCUGGCCUUUGCAGCUCCCAACAGAUUGUUAAAAAGGGAAUGUGAUCCUUGGGGUUCCCUCCCCGUGAUUUAUGUUAUGUGAAUUAUCUUUAGGUCUCCUCUCCCCCUCCAGUGCAGCCAUGAGAAGAUUGGGAGGUUUCGCUUCCAUUUUUACCUAACCAUAGUUUAGCAUUCGGUCUGAACCCAGAUAAGCUGUGGUUAGACUUAACUAUGAUUUGGGCCCUUCAAUUUUAGGGAAACAAGGCCACUUCAGUCUGUGGUUAAUGAAGUUGGCUUGCUUUCAACAAACUGCAAUUGAGCUUAACCACAGUUUAGCGUUUAGAUGGAACGCUAAACUGUGGUUAGUUGAACAUGGAAGUGAAAGUUUCCAAGGAGAGGCCCAAGGUUUGUUCAUGUAAUGCUCAGUCAUAAUUUAGUGUUAAAUUGGAACCCAACCAUUACCUUAUAUGAAUAAUAUGGACAUUGGACAAAAAAUAGGUUUCUUUACUAAUAUACACAAGUUGCUAGUGUAAAUAAUUCUAAUUUAAAUGUUGCCUAUGAUCCUGUGCAUUUGUAUUUUGAAACUAGCCCCACCGUUUUCAGUGAAGCUUCCUCUCAAACUACCUAUGCAUAGAUUGCAGUCUUAGUUGAUACCAUUUUCGAUGUCCCAUAGAAAUCCCUUCCCAGUGUGGCAUAUUAGGAUUUUGCAAAUCUGCUGUUGCUUCUUGCUACCAGUGGUGAAGGGAUCACACAGUGUUUGUAAUGGUGUCUCAAAUUCACACUGGGGUUUUAGCAGAGCAUUCAGUCAACUGCUUUGCUACAUUUCUUUGUUGGUGACUUUGAGAGUGCCAAAGCAUUUGUGUGAAUGGGCCCUAUAUUAGAAGAGCAGUCAUUUGUGUGCACCCAUCGUGUGCUGCUUUUUGAAAAAUGCCGCAGUUAGGCAGCCCUUUCGCUUUAAUACAACUAGGUUUGCCUUAUGACCCUUAAUAAGACAAAGGUAAAAUGGAUGCGGGUGGCGCUGUGGUCUAAACCACUGAGCCUCUUGGGCUUGCCGAUCGGAAGAUUGGCAGUUCAAAUCCCCAUGAUGGGGUGAGCUCCCGUUGCUCUGUCCCAGCUCCUGCCAACCUAGCAGUUCGAAAGCACACCAGGACAAGUAGAAAAAUAGGUACCACUGUGGCAGGAAGGUGAACAGUGUUUCCGUGCAGACUGGUUUCCGUCACGGUGUCCUGUUGCUCCAGAAGCGGUUUAGUCAUGCUGGCAACAUGACCCGGAAAGCUGUCUGUGGACAAACGCCGUCUCCCUCAGCCUGAAAGUGAGGUGAGUGCUGCAACCCCAUACUUGCCUUUGACUGGACUUAACCAUCCAGGGGCCCUUUGCCUUUUACCUUAUGACCCUUAGUUGUGGUUGGAGGAGUACUUUUUAAAAAAAAGUUUUGCAAUUGAUUCGUCACUGACGCGUUACAAAAUCUCUGCUAAAGGUUCACUUCUCUGUUCCUUUGACAUGCCUACUUUAAAAGUCAACAACAAAACAUUCAGGCAGUCUGCCAUAUUUUUGCUCUCAGGCCUUCCUUGAAUCAUUUUAUUGUUUUAGCACUUUGGGCUGUGGGUUUGCUACCCCUGCUUUAGAGCAGGGAUGGGAGGAAUCUUUGGCUCUCCAGACAUUGAUGGAGCCAGCUGGGCUGAUAGCAAGAGACUGGGAGUUGUAGUUCAGGAACAGCUGGAAGGUCGCAGGUUCCCUUUCCUGGCUUUACAGGCAUUGGUAACCUGAUCUCAUGCUGAGGCAGGAAACAUUAACCAUGCAAUCCUAUACGAUCAGCUCACAAUUAAGUUUCAAUGGGACUUACUCCCAGGAAAGCAAGAAUAGGAUUGCAGCCUUUGUGUUGAUGGAGGAAGCAAAUCCACCAGCCAAAGAGGGUCAUUUGAGCUUCUAUUACUUUAGCAAUCCUACUACUUUAGAACAAGUAGAAGGGUUCACACGUCAAGACAUGUUCUUUGGCAAAGUUAAUGUUUACAGGGGUUCUUGCUUCCCUCCAUCUUUCAAACACCGUCCCCCCCUUUUUCAGCUUCAUUUCUCGUUCUUCUCCUUCUAGUGCAAUCUGGUUCAUUUCCUGGGACUUGGCCAUCAUCUGAGAGCCCUGAACUUCUUGAUUGGUGCCUUCGACCAGCUGAAUCCCCAGUCCUCGGAAGGAGUGAAGAUAACAGAUACUCAGUUUGACGGCGUGGAGGUCAGAGUGUAUGAGCCACUGGCGAAAGGAGGGGCAAAGCUAAGGCGCAGUGUGGUCUACAUCCACGGAGGAGGAUGGGCUCUGGCAAGUGCAAGUAUGUCUUCUGGGUGGCUGCCAUGUGCUCUUUCCACUGCAUCCUUCCACACACCUGUUUUGUGGUCUCUGGAUAAGUUAACAGCAGUUUCCCUGAGGACAUCUGAGUGGUUGAUGUAGGGUGGAACCAAUAGAUGCAAAGAGUCCUAAGUUGCAGAGAAAGCUGCCUCAUGGCAAUAAUAAUAUAGUAAUAAUUACAUAUAUAUAUAUAUAUAUAUAUAUAUAUAUAUAUAUAUAUAUAUCCUGCCCAUCUUGGCGGCUUCCAAGAAAAGAUUAGGUAAAGGUAAAGGUACCCCUGCCCAUACGGGCCAGUCUUGACAGACUCUGGGGUUGUGCGCUCAUCUUACUCUAUAGGCCGGGAGCCAGCGUAGCCCACGGAAUGCCGUUUACCUUCCCGCUGGUAAGCGGUCCCUAUUUAUCUACUUGCACCCGGGGGUGCUUUCGAACUGCUAGGUUGGCAGGCGCUGGGACCGAACAAUGGGAGCGCACCCCCCCCCCCGCGGGGAUUCGAACCGCCGACCAUGCGAUCAGCAAGUCCUAGGCGCUGAGGUUUUAUCCACAGCGCCACCCGCGUCCCUAAGAAAAGAUUAAAAAUCCAUUAAAAACUUCCCUAAACGGCUGCCUUCAGGUGUCUUCUAAAAGUCAGAUGGUUGUUUUUUUCCCUUGACAUCCAAUGGAAGGGCAUUCCUCAGGGCGGGCGCCACUACCGAGAAGGCCCUCUGUCUGGUUCCCCGCAACCCCACUUCUCGUAGGGAGGGAACUGCCAGAAGGCCCUUGGAGCUGGACCUCAGUGUCCGGGCAGAACGAUGGGGGUGGAGAUGCUCCUUCAGAUAUACUGGGCCGAGGCCAUUUAGGGCUUUAAAGGUCAGCACCAACACUUUGGCUUGUGCUUGGAAACGUACUGGGAGCCAAUGCAGGUCUCUCAGGACCGGUGUUAUAUGGUCUCCGCGGCCACUCCCAGUCACCAGUCUACCUGCCGCAUUCUGGAUCAGUUGUAGUGUCUGGGUCACCUUCAAAGGCAGCCCCAUGUAGAGUGUAUUGCAGUAGUCCAAGUGGGAGAUAACCAGAGUCAGGUGACAGUAUUGCUUACACUGACUGGCAGCUGUUCUCUGGGGUUUCAGGAAGUGGGGUCCGCUUCCACUGAGUGACAGCCCUUCCCCUAUGAAUUGGCUCCCAUAUUACACAGGAAGUUGCCCAGCAAUAAGUCAGACCAAUGCUCAUCCUGCCUCAAUACAGAAUCAUAGAAUUGAAGAGUGGGAAGGAACCCCAGCCAUCCAACCUCUGCUUAAAAACCUCCCAAGGAAGGAGAGUCCAUCACCUUCCAAGGGAGCCUGUUCCACCGCUGAACAACUCUUACCUUCAAAAAGUUCUUCCUUAUGUUUAGUCAGAAUCACCUUUCUUGUAACUUUUAAUCCAUUGGUUUGGGUUCUAGCCUCUGGAGUAGGAGAAAAACAAGCUUGCAGUGUCUUCCAUUUUGACAGCCCUUUAGAUAUUUGAAUAUGGCUACCAUAUCUCCUCUCAGUCUCCUCUUUUCCAGGCUAAACAUACCCAGCUGUUUCAACCAUUCCUCAUAAGGCUUGGUUUCCAGACCCUUGAUCAUCUUGGUUGCCUUCCUCUGUAGACGUUCCAGCUUGUCAACAUCCUUCUUAAAUUUUGGUGCCCAGAACUGGACACGGUAUUCUGGGUUGGGUUUCACCAAGGCAGAAUAGAGUGGGACUCUGAUCUACACAUUGACAGUGACUCUCCAACAUUUCAGGCAGGGGGCAUUCCCAGCCACACCUGGAGAUGCGGGGAAACAGCAUCUGUGGUUCCCAGUAUAGCAUCUUUGGGGACCCUGUGGUGUUACUUGCAGACGGAUUUUUUUUCUGGAAGCAUGUAACACGGAAGCAAGUGCUAAAAUUCAGCCAGCAGAGAACGAGACUCUUAAUCUCAGGGUCAUGGGUUGGAGUCACACAUUGGGCAAAGGGAUUCUUGCAUUUCUGGGUGUUGGAGUAGACCUUGUGGUCCCUUCCAGCUCUACAAUUCUAUGAUUCUGUUAUGUAUUGAAGUUCUCACCAUGGCCAACAGGGGUACUGUGUAUGUAGUUUUCACUCAGGUCCACGUCAGUUAAUUUAGGCGGGAAACCCUGGGGUGUCGUUGUUACAAUGUUGACAGCCGGCUGCCUAUAAAAGCAGGCCGGCUGAGCUGUUCAGUUCAGUUUAGUUUCAGCCUACUAUAAAGAACCACUUGGAGGAAUCUCUGUGUCAUCUGCUUUGUCAACCCACUACUUAAUAGCUGCUCUGAGCCCGGUCUUGGCUGGGGAGAGCGGGGUAUAAAUACAAAUUUAUUAUUAUUAUUAUUAUUAUUAUUAUUAUUAUUAUUAUUAUUAUUAGAUUCAAUGGCUUUGUGCAUGCAAAGUAGAUUCCCUUGCCCUGAGCCUGCAGCCCUUUUCUCGGUCUGUGUCUACAAACAUGACUCGUGAAUAAUGGCAGAUCUGUUGCAGCCAUUCUUGUGAUCGCAGUGGCUGGAAGAAGUGCCACGGGGCCAUGGAGAUUACUCUAGGCCUUACUUGCGAUAAGCUGGUUCGCAUCUUCCCAGCUUUAAAGAAGCUUCUCUAAGCUUUCUGUUACAAGCCUGAACUUCAGUUGCACAAAAUACAAAAGAACGUCCACGUCUCACAGACGUAAACACUCUGAAGACCAUUUGCCUGUCUGGGCACCUAUCAAACGCUGUAAUCUGCUUCAUCACGCCAGGUAGCAGUCAUCUCAAAAAGACAGUUUGGUAAAUAACUAUCUCAAGGUUAUAAGUGCAAACAGCAUUCCUCUCUGACCAUUGGUCAUGCUGGCUAGAGGUGGGGUUGCCAAACAACAUACAGAAGUCCCUGCUGCCGAUUUAAAGGAUUAAAUCUGGAUAUAUGUGAUAGCCCUGUAAUUGUCCUGAGUGUUGAUUAGUUUUAACGCCUUAGGUGUUUAGUAUAUUCUUAAUUUGCAAUCUGCCCUAUGACCAUUGCAUAAAGGGUGGUUUGGACACACCUCAUGAAAUAACUGGUUGUCUCUCUGAUUCCAGGAGGAGGUUACUAUAACAAUCUUUGCUCAAUUAUGGCUGAAUCUCUGGACGCUGUAGUCGUUUCAAUCGAGUGAGUACGGCAAGCAUGGGAUGAGCUGGUACAUCUUGGGUUUCUUUUUUUUAAAAAAAAAAUAUUAGGUAAUUCAACAAAACGUAUCUUAAAACAUAUCAUCCUUAAUUCCCUCCCCCCCCCAUUUCCUCCCUCCCAUAAAACAACCCCGCCCGCCCCCCAACUUCCCUCAGUUCAAAUUUCUGGUUUCUCUAUAAAUGCUGUUCUCUGAAUUGUAUAAGUCCUUAAUUGAUCUAAGUGAUUAUUAUCAGUAAAAAGUUUGUGAGUGUUUAUUCAAAGCCUGCCAAGGAGUCCAAUUCACUUUGUUGCAUCUUUAGAUACUUUGUAAAAGGUUCCCAUUCCUCUUUAAAGUCACAGUUAUCCUUGUCCCGUAGUUUAUGUGUCAAUUUUGCCAAUUCUGCAUAGUCCAUCAGUUUCUCUUGCCAUAAUUCUUUAGUCGGGAUUUCCUCAGUCUUCCAUCCUUGUGCUAUUAAGACUCUUGCUGCUGUCAUCGCAUACAUGAAGAUAUUUUUCAACUUCUUUGGCAGGUCUUUUCCUGCCAAAUCCCUAACAGAAAUGCUUCAGGUUUUUUAACAAAUGUUAGAUUGGAACAUUUUCUUCAAUUCAUUGUAGUACAUCUUGGGUUUCAAUGCAAUGUGGAUGGUUUGGAAAGGCUUUGUGGUUAAGACUAGCAAAACACAGUAGUUGCUCAUGUUGAUGAUGUCAGCAGGUCGAGAGGAGCAGGUAUUCUAGCUUCCUGGCAGGUGGGUUGCUGUUACUGCCCCCCAAAAAAUAUACCAGCAAAGCCAAUCCAGCAAUCCUGCCAUUGAGUUUUGACCAUGCCACCACCCACCCCAAGUAAACAACAGCGAAACACCUUUCAGGAAACUAGCACAGCCACACUGCCCUACCUGGGAAGCCACCUCCGCAUUUAGGAUAACAUUGCAAUUAUACAUGCAUUCACGCUUAUAGUUUUUAGUGAGGAAUCUGAUAAAGGAACUAGCCUUGCUGUCUGCCAAUUUCCAAACACAUUCCAAACAUUGGCGAUCACUCAUGGCCCAGUCAGAUGCUCUUCCAAACACAAUAUGUUGCCUCUGUGUUAUUAUGAAUGGUUCUACUCAGAAGCUAAGUGCCACUGUGGGGAAUACUGCCAGUUCAGGUUAAGUGUGUCUGGGAUUGCAGCCCGAGUGAAGGACCACAUUAAUUCACCUGGAUCGUCAGUGCUUUACAGGUAUAAAAAGCAUGUGGUAGAAAAUGCAAGAUGUCUGCAAAUGGUCCUGUGUUUAUUCCCCAGCAUAGCAUAUCCAGAAAAGCAGACAAUGAAAUAAAGAAAAUAAUGUAUUUGAUUCACAUUUUAAAAUAUAUAUGUACUGUAUUUUUCCGUGUAUAACAUGCCCAUGUGUAUAAGAUGACCCCUAUUUUUGGGGACUCCAAAUUAAGAAAAUGGGGGGAGAUUGCCCAGAGUUGUUGAGCUUUGUUGGGGGGGGGGGAAAUUGCCAAAAAUCACUCACCUGCCUUAGCAAUACUGCCAAUCGCAUGCGCCGCCAAAGCCACCAAUCGCACGCUCUAUUGCCGCAGCGGCAGCCAAUCAACAGCAGGCCUUUCCACAGCCUCCAGCCACCCACUAAAUUGAUGCAGCAGCAGCCAAUCAACAGCAGACAUGGCUGCAGCCGCCAAUCAACCGCCCAAUCAUCACCGACAAUCUCCAGCUCAUUGCUGCAGACAAUCGCCCGUCCCCCCUCUGCACUAUCCAUGUAUAAGAUGAGCCACAAUUUUAAGCAUUAUUUUAUAAUACAAAAACAUUGUCUUAUACACAGAAAAAUACGGUAUGUAUAAGUUGGCUAACGGUGUCUUUUAAUGGUGCAUCUAUGUGCCUUCUGUAUGGUAGGGAUAAGAUGUAUAUUUCUUUGUUACGGUGGUCGAAAUGACCAUGAUGGUCGCAACAACAAAUAAACUUUGGAAACGGACUCUGGGUAGCAGGGAUGAGACAGUGAAGAGCAGCUGCCAAGUCAGAGCAGGCAAGACUGGUCCAGAUUGUGAUCAAAUGACCUUACAUCUUCCUAGGUGAUAGGGAUACAGAUACCUCUUCCUUGUUGUGCUGUUGCAACAGUUUUCCCCCCUGCAGGGGCAAUUUCCUCGCAUUGUAGCUCAGCCUUCUGACCUGGUGCCCUCCAGCUGUUCCUGAAUUCCCACCAUCUCUGCCCUUCGACCAUGCUGCCUGGGGCUGAUGAGAGCUGCAGUCCCAAACAUCUGGAAGGGUCCAAGUCAACAGAGGUUCUGCUGUAGCUUAUAGAUUCCAAAAAGAUGUACACCGGGCCAUUGAUUGGAUGCAGUGCCGGAUUUACGUAUAAGCUAAACAAGCUAUAGCUUAGGGCCCCACUCUCUUGGGGGCCCAUCAAAAAAAUAAAGGGAAAAAUGAUGUACAUUUCCAAAAUAUAAGAUAAAAAAACAAAUAAAAUAAAGCCUACAUACAGCAACAGUGUUUUGUGGUGUGUAGGCUCCUGUGAUGUAAGUAAUGGGCCCCGCCUGCUAGCCUGCUCCCUAAAAUAUUACUGGUUUGCUCAUUUCUAUAUAUAGGGUGCCUACAUUCUGCAUGGACUGGUUGCAUGGCAACAUGGGCAAAUGGCUUUAGAUACCUAUUAGGUCCACAAAUUACCAUAUAGCAUAUAUUCAACACAAAAAAAAACAGCGACAAUUUGUUGUUGACAAAGGACAGCUGGACAUAUAAAGGGCCCCAUUACCUUCAGUGGCUUAGGGCCUCAUCAAACCUAAACCCGGCCCUGAUUGAAUGUAUUGUUCUACUAAAACCCAUUUCCAAGGCAUUAAAAGAGGCAGCCCCCGUUUAAUUGGGCAAAACGUUGGAAAAGUGUAAGGCCUUACAGAAACUGCAAGUGACAUGCAGCGUCUUUGAAGGAGGAGUUUCCUCUUCUCUCACACACAGGAUGGGCUGCCUCUUCUGUGAUGGCAUCAGUUACAACAUGCAAAGGAGGAAGGCCUUUUUUCCAAAACUGUUGCUAGGCAAUUGUUUGAAGAACUGAUGGCUGUUUACAACGCACUUGAUCAAUGGACUCGGCUCUAAUAAUUGGGUGACAAUCCUAGUGCAUACUUCAGGGAAGUUGUUUUUUUAAAAAUAAAAAAGCCAGGGCAAAUUGUUAGAAGUCCAUAGGCAAGAAGCUAUUACAUUGCAGGGGAAUAGGACAGCAAUAUCCUAUCUUCGUGCAUUAUCUUCUCAAGUAAAGUCAACAAGCAAGGUGGGAAAUGUCGAUUGUGUACAACAUUGGUAGGCAAACUAAGGCCCAGGGGCCGGAUCCGGCCCAAUCGCCUUCUAAAUCUGGCCCGCUGACGGUCCAGGAGUCAGCGUGUUUUUACAUGAGUAGAAUGUGUCCUUUUAUUUAAAAUGCAUCUCUGGGUUAUUUAUGGGGCCUGCCUGGUGUUUUUACUUGAGUAGAAUGUGUGUUUUUAUUUAAAAUGCAUCUCUGUUUUUUUUGUGUGUUUUUAUUUAAAAUGCAAGCUCCACCCCCAGUUGACAUUCCUAAAACUAUUCAUGAAUUGGAGGGCGAUCUUCUGAAGUGGGGAAUAUCCUAUACAUGUGGAUGUUCUGUUUGUGCUUUACAAUCCUAGAAAAAUCAGGUGUCUUAAACUUUGUGGGGGGGUCCUGCACACCUACAGGGUAACGAGGUGGAGCUAGUAUGCUUAUUCCCCUUGUGUGUUUACUUAAUGUGGGUCAAUAACUCCUAAAGAGGGCUUAAAAGAGAUCCUCAGUUCUUUCCCAGUGUUCAGAAUGCUAUGGGAGGGGGAGCAGAACUGAGAAUCAGAGGAAACUGUCAUGUAAGCAUUAUAGCAGAACAUAAAAGGUAAAGGUAAAGGUACCCCUGACUGUUAGGUCCAGUCACAGACGACUCUGGGGUUGCGCACUCAUCUCGCUCUAUAGGCCGAGGGAGCCGGCAUACAGCUUCUGGAUCAUGUGGCCAGCUUGACUAAGCCACUUCUGGCGAACCAGAGAAGCACGGAAACGCCAUUUACCUUCCCGCUGGAGCGGGACCUAUUUAUCUACUUGCACUUUGAUGUGCCUUCGAACUGCUAGGUGGGCAGGAGCUGGGACCAAACAACAGGAGCGCACCCCGUUGCAGGGAUUCGAACCGCCAACCUUCUGAUCAGCAAGCCCUAGGCUUUAGAAGCAAUUGCAGAUGUUGAAUUUUAAAGCCCUGGGAUAAUAGUAAACAGAACAGAGUGCUGAAGUACAAGUGUUUACUUAACUUUUUUUUUUUAAAGGCCCCUUUUCCCAGUUAUUCUUCCUCCCCCCAAAAAACAACAACCCAGUAAUUGAUUAUGCAAAAACGUACCGGUAAAUAUUCUAGUAAUGGGGUCUCUCCCUCUCUUUUCUAAUUUAUUCUGUGAUGCCAUCACUCCCAGUGGAAUACAGUGGCAAAUAACAGCUGAACUAUAAUGAUGUGUGAUUCUCUCCUUGAAGAAACCCCACAAGGAGAACUAGUUGCCUGAUUUGCUCCCUCAAGGAUCUUUUGCACUCAGAUGGUUCAUUCAUUAUCUCCCCAUAUUUACUUUUGUUUUCAGACACAAUAUAUAAAUACACACAUAUUGCUAGUUAUAAAUAUAUGUCGGCAAAUGGUUUGUUUUUGUUUGUUUUUUUGUUUACCCAAACUCUUGAUUAUUAUUAUUUUAUUUAACAAGGUCUAUAGACAGCUUAAAAAAAAAAAAAAAUCCCUAAGCAGUUUGCAUAAAACAUACAUAGCACAUUCAUAUGAAAAUACCAAUAACUUUUUCAGAAUGGAAAGUGUUCUGUUUAUUUUUAUCCAGCUCAGGGCACCAACUGCCCUCUAGUGGCCUUAUGUGCAAAUGACAAACUUUUUACAUAAAGAGCCAACUUUUCUAAGAAAACAAAUGACAGCUUUGAGCAAGCCGAAGCUAUGUUACAUCUGGAAUUUUAAGCGUGGCCGCUGGGCUUUUGUUGCUGUCUGUAGCUGCCACAGAGUGAUAUUUGUCAGGGCUGUAGCAUGCACCCUCCUCCCAUGUUCCUGAUGAAAAAAUAACACACACAUACCAGGUAACACACUCUGGUGUGUUUUGGUUCAAACAAACAGGAGAGCAUUUAUUGAUAUAGAAAUAUGAGUGAAUUGGCUCUCAUAUUAGAGACAUUAGGAGGCCGUUGCAACGUGCACAAGUGUUAGCGUCGGCCAGGCGGGUGAGUGCAAUCCUCCGUAAAAAACAACUCUGGGCAAUCUCCCCACAUUUUCUUAAUUUUUAUUCCCCCCAAAUAUGGGGCAUCUUAUACAUGGGGGCGUGUUAUACACAGAAAAGUACGGCAUUUUAUGAGAACAGGAUUCUGGACUGGCCGGUCCAUGGGCCUGAUCUUGCAGGGCUGUGUUCUUCUGUUCGUUUCGACCAUGGCAGAUUUUGAAUACGGUCCGAAGGUAGGCUGAGGCCUUAGCCUUGCCCAAUGUGAGCGCCGAGUCCAGAACGCUGCUCCCAACAGAAACUGCUUAUUUCGUUGCAGGUACAGGCUCGUGCCAGACUUCCACUUCCCAGUGCAGUUCAACGACGUCCUCCAGGCUACGAAGCACUUUAUGCUCCCGGAAGUCCUCGCUCGAUAUUCCGUGGAUCCCAGCAGAGUUGCCAUUUCGGGAGACAGCGCAGGAGGAAACUUGGCCGCUGCCGUAUGCCAAGAGGUAACACAAGUGCUUUAGGGAUCCUAAAGCGUGGAGAACAUUCUGGGGACCAUUACUCAGCGUAGAGCCACACUGCAGAAUGUCCCAGUGCCAACCCCUGUUUUCUGCAGUUUCAUAGCUGUCAGCUUACAGAUUUGAAAAUAAGGGACCAGCAGCCUCGAAAAUAAGGGAUCAGCAGCCCAAAUAAGGGAUUUUCCCAGCACAGGUAUGUUCACCUUCUGAGCCCCUCCGAGCCAAAGGCAGAAAGCCCUGCCAGCAGCCAAACGAAGCCUCAAGUGGUGGUUCCCACAGCGCAGCAACCCGGCAAAGGGGAUGCAGCAAGGAAAACCACUGUCACCUCUCUGCUGGGAAGCUGAGCAAAGGUGAGUCCCCAGGCAACGCGGCCGAUUUGAUCGGCACAAGGCAUGCAAGCUCCACCCCCCAGUCGUUCUUAUUGGGUGAGCAACGCAGCCAAGCAACACAAUUGGAGCCUCCCUCCUCCCUGGCCGGCAGGGAGAGAGGGAGAGGAGCUGCUUCCUUUGAAACCCGGGAAAUUUAAGGGACAUCAUCAAUAAGGGACAGCAGCGGGACACGGCGCUGGGAUAAGGGAGUUUCCCACCAAAUAAGGGACGGUUGACAGCUAUGUGCAGUUUGCAGCACCCAGUAACCGCAGACUACAGAAAACAGUGAUUGGAAGCAGGACAAGCAAAGCAUGGCUCUAGCAUGGGUUAUGGUCCCAGCAUGAUCUCCAUACUUUAGGAAGGACAUGGGCAGCCAACUGGCAGCCUCCAGUUGGACCAGAGCUCUCAUCAGCCCAAUGAAUCCGAGGACACACUUUUAAACUUCAAUGGAUUUUGUAUGGGGACUGAUUUGUAAAUCCGGGGUAAAUUUGGUAACCUUUGCCUAGAGCACCAUAUUGACUAUCCCUGAUUUACAGUUCACAGUGAAAUCUUCCACUGCCAACGCCCUUCUUCUUGCCAAAGCAGUAGCCAAUUGCGCCCCUGUUUCCAGCAGGAAAUCAUUGUGUGAGAAGAUGGGAUACGAUGCAAGUUUAAGCAGGCGUCAGUCAUUGGUUUGGACUGUAAGCCAACUUCCAGGUUAAUAGCUAAUGGAAUAAUUAAUGGGAAAGUGGGACAUGAACAUGUUUGAAGAGUAGAACUGAGUCUAAAUUAAAGCCUUAUUUAUUAAAUUUGUGUACCGACCUUCAUCCGUUGAUCUCAAGGUGGUUCAUAACAGAAAACUACAAUAUGAAAAACAUAUUGCGAUGGCCAUUGGCUAUAAACAAUAAAACUUCUAUGAAAAACACCUCGUGCCUAAAGGUAUGUAAUAAAGGCACCAGGCGAGUCUCCCUGGGGAGAGCAUUCCACAAAUGGGGAGCCACUGCAGAGAUGGCCCGUUCUCAUGUUGCCACCCUCCGGACUUCUUGAGGAGGAGGCACAUGAAGGCCUCAGAGGAUGAUCUCAGGGUCUGGGUAGGUUCAUAUGGAGAGAGGGAGUCCUUGACAUUAGUUCUUGAAUGAUAAAGCUGCUUAACUUCUGUGCUUCCUUUUGACACAAACAAUCUGUAAACUGCAGGACCUCCAACUUCACCCAUCUUGAGUGAGGUCAGUUAGUGAAGUUUCUUAUACGCUGUUGCUGCUUUCUGUUGACAAGUGUGGGUGUAGGGCUUCUUCUCAAGCACUAAAUCAGAAAUGGGGGACCUGUAGCCCUCCGGAUGUUGCUGAACUCCAACUCCCAGCAUCCCUGGCCACUGGCCACUCUGGAUGGGGGCUGAUGGGAGUUGGAGUCCCACAACUGUAUUUUAACCACUUGUUUGAUUUUGUGUUUUUAAUGUAUUAUAUAUUUGGUGUUAGCUGCCCUGAGCCCGGUGUUGGCUGGGGAGGAUGGGGUAUAAAUAAAAAUUUAUUUUUAUUAUUAUUAUUAUUAUUAUUAUUAUUAUUAUUAUUACAUUUGGAGGACAGGGCACUAAGUGUUCCAUUAAAUCAUUGCAAUGGGUGUGAUGAUGCCACAGCACAAAUGUUACAAGCUUUCAAGUUCUCCAGAACUCAUCAGGGAAAGAGGUUACCAAGGUUGUGGAAAGGCAAUAAACAAGUAAUUAACCCACACCUUAGGUAGGUUUCUACAUGUGGAUUGAGUAAGAUGCCAAACUCUCCUCACAGGGGCUUUGAUAACUGAAAUAAGAGGAGGAUACUUUGAGCGGAGAUCCUGUGAAUGUUUUGCCUUGUCUAAGGUGAUACUGACUUCAGGGUAAACAAAUGCUAGAUUGGGUUGCAUGACUGUCGAGUGCUAGAGACUUUCCAGAUCACUUACAAGAAGCAGUUAAGUCUUAUUUGUGCUCCAUCUCAGCAUACACACUCUUUUAUGGGGGGCGGGGUAGCAAUGUUUGUUUGCUGCAGUGAAAAACGCCCGUGUCUGAAAGAUUAACACAUUUUAUUAUUUCAUAAGCUGUGGCACCUCACUCUUGUCAGACGCAUGGACUUUGAGCUUCCAUUAUCAUGUGUGUGUCUACAGUAUAUACUCAUAGGAAUAAGAGGAGGAGAGAAUGUAAAGGUUGGAGGUAGGGAUCUCAAGAGGAUUUCAGUCCAGGUUGGAUUUUGCCAUGAACUGCUCCUCAUUUGUUUCAUCAAACCACCUCUGCACCAGGUAAAAGCACUUUUAAAAAUGGUGCAGGAAGCAGCAAUAUGUCACUUCCUAUGUACAGUGGUACCUGGGGUUACAGACACUUCAGGUUACAGACUCCUCUAACUCAGAAAUAGUACCUCGGGUUAAGAACUUUGCUUCAGGGUGAGAACAGAAAUUGCGCAGCGGCAGCAGCAGCGGGAGGCCCCAUUAGCUAAAGUGGUACCUCAGGUUAAGAACAGUUUCAGGUUAAGAACGGACCUCCAGAACGAAUUAAGUUCUUAACCCGAGGUACCACUGUAAUUGGAUACACAAUGGGAUGCUCUAUCUGCGACAAAAUGGCCGCCCUUUUGAAGCUGUUCCAAGCAGAUUUACAGAAUUUAAAUGUGGGGUGGGGAGAUAGUAACCCCUCUGUUCACCUUGUAAAUACUCCACUCAUGUUUUUUGGUGACUAUUCUGAUGUGCAGAUUGGGGAUGUCACCAGAAUUAUCUUCUAAAAACUGUGCAGGAACCAGAUGGGAAAUACUUUACUGCAUCCAUGUGUGGGACCGGGAUGGACUGGGAUUGCAUCGUCUCAUGGGAAGUAAAUGGCAACAGAAUGGGAAAAGUACAGUCUGGAAGAGUUCAGUUGGAGGAUUGUCACAGAGUACAAUUUAUUCCACAAAAGCUUGCGCCACCAAAAAAAAAACAAAACAAAAAACCAGUCUUGAUGGCUUAAUGUUCUGUUCUCUGAUGAGAGUGAAAUUUACUUUUGAGGGCAUCAAAGAAAAUAAAGCAACCCAUUUCUCAUUGUGUUUACAUAUGUUACGUUGUGAUAGUAUUGCAUACAACAUCUGAAUCGUGCCCUGUUUGUCUGCCUUGCUUCCGCAGAUGACUCAAGCGGAAAAUGUAACCACCAGAUUUAAACUGCAGGCUCUAAUUUAUCCAGUCCUUCAGCCGUUCGAUUUCAACACGCCCUCGUACCAGCAGAAUGAAGUCACGCCUGUCCUUCCCCGUUUUGUCAUGGUGAAGUUCUGGAUAGAUUACUUCAACGGAAAUUACGACUUUGCCCAUUCCAUGGUGGUCAACAACCACACCGCCCUCGACGUGAGUGAGGCCAAUGCCUUCAGAGAACACCUGGACUGGACUUUCCUCCUACCUUCGAGGUUCAGGAAGAACUACAAACCUGUCGCACACACGACGGGAAAGGCAGAAAUAAUCCGGGACAUACCUGCCUUGCUAGAUGUCCGUGCCGCUCCCUUGCUAGCUGAGAAGGAAGUGUUCCGCAUCCAGCCAAAGACUUACAUCCUGACUUGCGAGAUAGAUGUUCUGAGAGAUGAUGCACUCAUGUAUGCCAAACGGUUAGAGAAAGCAGGUGUGGCGGUGACUAUCGACCAUUUUGAAGACUGUUUUCACGGCUGCAUGAUCUUCACCGUUUGGCCUACCAAUUUUUCUGCAGGAUUCCAAACCAGGGACAGCUACAUCAAGUGGCUUAGUCAAAACCUGUGA